AUGGAUGAAAUGGAAAGAUCUUUGUCAUCAUGGAUUGAUGAUCAACAUCAAAAUAAUGUUCCUCUGAGUUUUUCAAUUAUUCAAGCUAAGGCUCUUACAAGUAAUGGCUGGUUUGAAAAAUUUAAAGUGAGAUAUUCGUUACAUAAUAUUAAAUUCACUGGAGAAUCGGCCGAUGCAGAUAAAAAUGCUGCGAAAGAAUUUAUUUCCUUAUUAUCCAAAAUUAUUGAAGAUGGAGAAUAUUCUCGUAGUCAAAUAUUCAAUGUAGAUGAGACAGGUUUGUUUUGGAAAAAGAUGUCAAAUCGCACAUUUUUAUUGAAGGGAGAAUCAGUUGCUCCUGGACAUAAGCCUUCCAAAAACCAAUUGACAUUACUUCUUGGUGGAAACUUAGCUGGUGAUUUAACAAAUGAAAUAUUUAUUUUAAUGAAUCAACUACAGUUGGACGUCAAUAAAGACGAUGUUGAUGAAUUGAUCGAGUCACACUCAGCACCGCUCUCAAAUGAAUAUUUAAUUGAGCAACAAUUGACCUUCACGCAUCUUGACAAAUUUUUGAGUAUCAUGGAAGAAUGUGAUCCCAAUGGAGAACGUAUAUAUCAAGUACGUAGGGCAAUUAAGAAAGGCAUAGCAUGUUAUAAAAAUCUUUAUCAAGAAAAGAAAAAAAUGGGUGGCAUUCAAUUAACUCUUUAUAAAAUUAUAAAGGAAGCACCUGAAAGAACUUAA
Molecule: messenger RNA, 717 nt
Organism: Megachile rotundata (alfalfa leafcutting bee)
Lineage: Eukaryota; Metazoa; Arthropoda; Insecta; Hymenoptera; Megachilidae
Product: tigger transposable element-derived protein 1-like
Source: RefSeq, a predicted model, not a curated record